CAACCCCACCUCCGCGCCUGUUCCGCGCCGCUGCCGCCCCUCACUCACCCCGGUCUCCCUCGCUGUCUGCUCCGCUCCGCCGCAGCCAUGAUCGGGCAGAAGACGCUGCACUCCUUCUUCAGCCCCGUGCCGGCCAAGAAGCGCGGCCGCUCCCCGGAGCCGGGCGGCGAUUCUGAGGUGAACGCCGCCAAGAAGGCGAAGGAGGCCGGGGAUGAGGCGAGCCAGGCGCUGAGCGCGGAGCAGCAGGAGCGCAUCCGCAAGAACAAGGAGGCGGCGCGGCAGCUGCUGGCGCAGCGGAACGUGCCCCCGGGCUUCGGCGAGAGCUGGCGGCGGCAGCUGGCCGGGGAGUUCUCCAAGCCCUACUUCGUGGAGCUCAUGGCGUUCGUGGCCGAGGAGAGGAAGCGCUACACGGUGUAUCCGCCCCCCGAGCAGGUCUUCACCUGGACGCAGAUGUGCGACAUCUGGGAUGUAAAGGUUGUCAUUUUGGGACAAGAUCCAUACCAUGGACCUAAACAAGCUCAUGGGCUCUGUUUUAGUGUUCAGAAGCCUGUUCCACCUCCCCCCAGCUUGGAAAAUAUUUACAAGGAGCUCUCUGAGGACAUUGAGGACUUCACCCACCCUGGCCAUGGGGACCUGACGGGCUGGGCCAAGCAAGGAGUGCUCCUGCUCAACGCAGUGCUCACGGUUCGGGCUCACCAGGCCACGUCCCACAAGGAGAGGGGCUGGGAGCAGUUCACGGAUGUCGUGGUGUCCUGGCUCAACAAGAACCUGCACGGGGUGGUCUUCAUGCUGUGGGGAGCCUAUGCCCAGAGGAAAGGCAGCUCCAUCGACAGGAAGCGUCACCACGUCCUGCAGACGGUUCAUCCCUCGCCCCUCUCUGUCAACAGAGGGUUUUUCGGCUGCCGGCACUUCUCCAAGACAAAUGAAUUCCUCAAGAAAUCUGGGAAGAAGCCCAUCGACUGGAAAGCACUCUGAGCUGGGGCUGAGGCUGGGGAGCAGCCCCUGGGUCAGGGGUUGGGGCAUUCCUGAGAAACUCCUGCUGACCUGAGAAUUGCUCUUUGGGUGUUACCAAUGAACAAGUGACCGAACUUGCAGAGAUGGUUCUGUUUCUGUUUUAAAUGUUUAUUUUUCAAGAGCGUGUUGGAGUGUUUCAUGGACAGCUCUGCUGCUGGAACAGAUCUUAGCCUGGUUUGAAGCAAAACCCCAAACACCAGAGUUCUGUAUUAAUUUGUGGUCAUUGUUGCAAUGGGAAUAGAUUUUCAGACUCUGGUGAAGGGAUGUCAGUUCUUACUGAGCUGCUCAGCUUUUGUACAUGCCCUGCUGCCUCCUUCCCAUGCAAACCUAGGUUUCCUGUUUAGGGGGAGUGGAGCUGACUCCAUGGGAGGAAAAGGCUUUUGGUUUUAGCUUUUUGCUACAGAUUUAUUACAAAAAUGGCUUCUUGAGGCUGUAAAGAAAAUACACGGUCAGUAGUGUUGCUUGAUGUGUCCAUGAUCUCAAGAUUUUGGGAUAAAUCCUCCCAGCAGUCAAGGGGAGGCUGUGAUCAAGACCCUUGGUCAUGCUUUUGGAUUUUUUGUUGGCAUUUAGAGAGGAAAAUCAAAAAGUUUUAGGUUCUUCCUGGGUGUGUAAUCACCUGGAUGACAGGUGAGCUGUGCUGACCAUGGACCUGGGGGUACUUGCUGAUGGCAGCAGCGAAGGUUUGUUCAUCAGCAUCUCCCAAUUUCAUGGACUGAUAGCUGCAAAUUACUUCAGAUCUUUUUAAGAUCUUGAAAGAGGGAACUGUGCUUUGCCACCUUGGGAGCAAAUUAAAGUUUCCACCUCCUGUUGGCAGUAACUGUUAGGACUUCCAAGAGGAAGAGGUUUUGGACUUCAUACUCCUGGGUUUCCAGCCCAUCUUUGACUUUGUAAUUCCUUUAGUGGAAAGUGAAGUGCCCUAUUUUUUUUGGAAAUUACACCAGUUUUUAUAGAACAUCCUUGUAACCCUUCCUCUGUGUUCUUUCUGAGGUAACACUAUCACCAGUGACGUUUACACUGUCUGUGGCCUUGCUGUAUAUGCUGUUUGCUUUUGGUUUUCUUUUUCCCAGUGUCGUUUUUUUUAAAUAAAAAUUACUUUGUUUA
Molecule: messenger RNA, 2115 nt
Organism: Corvus hawaiiensis (hawaiian crow)
Lineage: Eukaryota; Metazoa; Chordata; Aves; Passeriformes; Corvidae
Gene: UNG
Product: uracil DNA glycosylase
Exons: 7
Coding region: 88-975 (295 amino acids)
Biological process (GO): base-excision repair, AP site formation via deaminated base removal; base-excision repair
Cellular component (GO): nucleus; mitochondrion
Molecular function (GO): uracil DNA N-glycosylase activity
Source: RefSeq, a predicted model, not a curated record